This is a messenger RNA of Selaginella moellendorffii, 1146 nucleotides long. RefSeq names its product transcription factor bHLH94. The transcript is spliced from 4 exons. Gene Ontology annotation, molecular function: protein dimerization activity. The record is from RefSeq and is a predicted model, not a curated record. Bases 24 to 989 code for a protein of 321 amino acids. Lineage: Eukaryota; Viridiplantae; Streptophyta; Lycopodiopsida; Selaginellales; Selaginellaceae.
AAUUCUUGCCGCGGCCAGAUAGUAUGGUCCCCAAUUCUUACUUUAGAAGAGAUGCAAAUCCGGAGUCCAUGUCUGGAGCGCUGAAGAUGGAGCACGAUGGCCUCUACUGGGGGCAGCAGCAGCAAAUUGAUCCACUCGGCCAGAACGUCUAUCCUGUGCAGGCAUCUGGAAGUUCUCAAGGAACCAGCAUCCAGUUCUCUCCCUCCCCGUCUUCUUCGACUCAUCUCCAGGCACUCCGGGACUUUAUGUCGCAAGGAAACAGCACCGGCAGUGUUCCACUGUAUUCGCAGCAGCUAGUGCCACUGCCACCCCCGCUCUUGGUUCCACUGGGAGAAGAUCCAUCACACUUCAGCAGGUCUGCAUUGCCGGAUGUUGAUAUGCGCGGUCAAUACCGGGGAGAUGUCUUUGGCAGUGAGAAGACCCCGCACAGAACUCAGCUCCAGCGAGAAAGCCAUAUCCUUGCCGAGCGUCAAAGGCGAGAGGAAAUGAACGAUAAGUUCUCAUCCCUCCGAGCAAUGCUCCCGAAAUCUUCAAAGAAAGACAAAGCGUCCAUAGUCGGGGAUACAAUAAACUACGUUGUGGACCUCGAGAAGACGUUGAAACGACUCCAAGCUUGCAGAGCAAAGAGAAAAGGUUGCCACAUUCCAAAAGAGAAAAGUUUGAAAAGCUCACCAUCAUCCGACCCGAAGUUGGAGGCCUCGAAAACUGACACUGUCCAGAGAUUGCCAGUCCAGGUCGAAGUUCAAGCGCUGGGAGAGCAGGCAGUAGUAAAACUGGUAUGUGGAAAAUCGCCUAAGCUUGUUCUGAGAAUACUGACAGCAUUGGAGCAAUGUAAAGUCGAGGUUCUCCAAUCUAAUGUCACCACCCUGGGAGAUAUUGCUGUUCAUUUCUUCACAAUAGAGCUCACUCCCGGUGUGAGUGCCACAACCGAAGAGCUCAUCGCAGCUUUAGAAGCAGCUGCUGCUGCAAUGAACUCCUCAACAUCCUGACCUGAUUGUUCUGGCACCAUAUAACAUGUUCAUGAUCGCGGUGCCCGUCACCACAUUCGAUUCCACCUUCAAGAGUUCUCACAAUUCCCCAUGAUUCAUUCAAGUGAGCUGCCAAAAAUACACGCAUUAAGAAUACGAACAUAAGUUAUCCUGCUCG